Messenger RNA from Linum tenue, 2521 nucleotides. The record is from the annotation of a GenBank genome assembly. NCBI's taxonomy places the organism in Eukaryota, Viridiplantae, Streptophyta, Magnoliopsida, Malpighiales, Linaceae.
AUUUACUCUCUUCACUCUUCUUCUUCUUCUUCUUCUCCGUUCUUCCCCUUUCCGGAGUAGAUACUUAGAAUUCAACACCAAAUUCUGAGAGCAAACAGGCGCCCAAAUCCAUACACACAAGUCUUGUGCCUGCCUUUGGGGAAAAAUUAGUAACAGGCAUUGUUAUUAGUGGAUGGCGAUGGAGUACUUGGUGAAAGUUGGAGAAGCAGAGGAUAGCAGCAGCGGCAGGGGAGAAGGAAAGCCAAGUGCAGGGCCUGUUUACAGGAGCAUUUACGCCAAAGAUGGCCUCUUGGAACUUCCUUCCCACCUCCAUUCCCCCUGGCAAUUCUUCAGUGAUUCAGCGGCCAAGUACGCCAACAAUCCCAUGCUGGGUCGCCGGAAAAUCAUAGAUUCCAAGGCUGGAUCAUAUGCGUGGCUCACUUACAACCAAGUUUAUGAUUCAGCUUUGAGAAUUGGUUCUGCAAUGAGAAGCCUUGGUGUCAACCCUGGUGAUCGUUGUGGUAUCUAUGGUUCCAACUCCCCUCAAUGGAUAACUGCAAUGGAGGCUUGUAACAGCCAGGCUGUGACUUAUGUUCCACUCUAUGACACCCUUGGUGCCAAUGCUGUGGAGUUCAUCAUUAACCAUGCUGAAGUCUCCAUCGCCUUUGUUCAAGAGAACAAACUCCCUGCUGUAAAUCUCUUCCUGCCUGCUGUUGCCCUUUUUAUAUCUGCUUGAGCCCUUACUAAAGCUAUCUGCCCUUUCUUUCUUUUCAGGUUCUGUCCUGCCUCUCAAACUGUUGUUCAAACCUGAGAAGUAUGCUACAAAAACACUUGUUCGUCACUUCUUAUGUAGCAAUCAUCAGCUUUGGGGACAUUUCUGCCCUGCAGAAGAAGGAAGCCGAGGAGCUAGGGGUGUCUUGUUACUCGUGGGAAGAGUUCUCUCAGCUGGGAAGUUUGGAUUCCGAGCUACCUCCGAAACAGAAGACUGACAUCUGCACCAUAAUGUACACAAGCGGUACUACUGGAGAACCUAAAGGAGUUAUCAUCACAAAUGGAGCUCUCAUGGCUGAAGUUCUGUCUGUUGACCAUUUGCUCUCCCAGACUGACAGAGUGCUUGAUGAAGAAGAUACAUACUUCUCUUUCUUACCUUUGGCUCACAUCUAUGACCAAGUGAUCGCGAACUACUGCAUCCACAAAGGUGCCUCCAUUGGAUUCUGGCAAGGGGAUGUCAGAUUCUUGAUGGAGGAUCUUCAGGAGUUGAAGCCAACCAUGCUUUGUGGGGUUCCUAGAGUGUACGACCGCAUUUACAGCGGUACAAUGAGCAGGGUCUCAUCAUCAGGGGUAUUACGGAAGAAGCUCUUCGAUUUUGCUUAUUCCUACAAGCUGGGAAACCUUGAGAAGGGAAUUGCACAAGCCAAAGCUGCACCAUUCUUUGACAAGCUCGUCUUUGAAAAGACUAAGCUAGCAUUUGGAGGCCGAGUCCGGAUUCUCUUGUCUGGAGCUGCACCUUUGCCUCGCCAUGUCGAGGACUUCCUAAGGGUCAUAUCCUGCUCUACAUUAUCACAAGGCUACGGACUUACUGAAAGCUGCGGCGGAUGCUUCACUUCGAUCGGUGACAUAUACCCUAUGGUGGGAACCGUUGGUGUUCCUAUGACAACCAUCGAGGCCCGGCUCGAAUCAGUCCCUGAGAUGGGCUACGAUGCCCUCGCCAGUGUGCCACGGGGCGAGAUCUGCCUCAGAGGUAACAGCUUGUUCUCUGGAUAUCACAAGCGCGAAGAUCUCACGAGAGAAGUCCUCGUGGACGGCUGGUUCCACACGGGUGACAUUGGAGAGUUGCAGCCCAAUGGAGCCAUGAAGAUCAUCGACCGGAAGAAGAACAUCUUCAAGCUGUCACAGGGCGAGUAUGUCGCCGUGGAGAAUCUAGAGAACACUUACUCUCGAUGCCCUCUCGUUGCUUCGAUUUGGGUGUACGGCAACAGUUUCGAGUCGUUUCUAGUUGCAGUUGUCGUGCCAGACAAGCAAGCAAUCGAGGAGUGGGCGAAGCAGCACAAUGUUACGGGCGAUUAUCAAGCCUUGUGCGAGAAUCAGAAGGCCAGGAACUAUGUCUUGGAUGAGCUGAACAGCACUGGAAAGAAACACCAGCUGAAAGGGUUUGAGAUGUUGAAAGGAGUUCACCUGGAGCCAGUUCCAUUUGGGAUAGAGAGAGAUCUGGUCACUCCAACGUUUAAGCUCAAGAGGCCUCAGCUGCUGAAAUACUACAAGGAACGCGUUGAUCAACUUUACAGUGAAGCAAAGGAGUCCAAGGCUUGAGUUGAAACUGAACAUGUCUGAUUGAACUUCCUACUAUGGUGUAAAGGCUCCUAGGCAUUGGUCACCGCGAGAGCUAUCUCAUUGUUCAAUGUUUAUAUACACAUAAAGAAUGACUGGAAAAUUAUGAACAAACUCAAUAGUCAUUCUGAUCUUCCAACAUUUAAUUGAAUACAUAUGAAUGGAUAUCACUACAUAUUGCUUGCCUGCUGUUAAUUUGAGAUUGCAUGAUUGU